Anopheles funestus (African malaria mosquito) is the source of this 1018-nucleotide messenger RNA. RefSeq names its product microsomal glutathione S-transferase 1-like. The coding region runs from base 470 to 913 and encodes 147 amino acids. Lineage: Eukaryota; Metazoa; Arthropoda; Insecta; Diptera; Culicidae. The transcript is spliced from 3 exons. The record is from RefSeq and is a predicted model, not a curated record. Gene Ontology annotation, cellular component: membrane.
UAAUAGUGAUGCAUAAAUGUAUUUAAUAAUAUUCUAUGCGGUAAAUUCAGUACAGGCAUAUUUUAAUGGAAAUAUGAUAAUAUGUUUCACAUCAAAGAAAUGUGCUUUCUGCCACUCCCUAAAGCACCAAAAACAAAAAAAAAACAUUUCAUCACACACACUGUCGCAUUAAUUGCGAUUAUUUUUCUCACGGUAACGUAUGCGCAUAAAUUCAUUACCUUGCCUGUACAUUGCACACUUGCCUGUUGGCCAUUAUCUGCCAGUCACCGCUUUAGCACAAGACUCUUCUGAUAAGCCUCUCAAUAUACCCUGAUAAGGGAAACUAGAUUCCGAGUGUCAGCCUUCUUGAAACCGGGCCUCUCAGACCCUUAGUAUUAUUUCACCUUUCGUGCGAUAAGCAUUACCUAACAUACCGGCCAGUUCUUUGGUCCAGAUUGCACUAGUUGCCUCUAUUGAAACCGGUAUCAUCAUGUCGCUAGUGUUCGGGCAGGUUGAACCGGCCGUUUUUCAGGCCUAUGCGUUCUGGGCUGCCGUACUCGGGCUCAAGAUGCUGCUCAUGUCGGUGCUGACUGGACUGCAGCGUGGCUCCAAAAAGGUCUUUUCCAAUCCGGAAGACGUUAAGCCGGGAGGCAAGCUUGCGUAUGACGAUCCGGAUGUGGAACGUGUUCGACGUGCCCAUCUGAAUGAUAUGGAAAAUAUUUUACCAUACUUCAUCAUCAGCUUCCUGUACAUGUUCACCAACCCAAGCGUAACCGUCGCCGUCAACCUGUUCCGUCUGGUAGCGGCCGUUCGAAUCUGCCACACGGUAUUCCAUGUGUUCGUUCCGGUGCACCAGUUCCGGGGAAUGGCCUGGGCAACCGGUUUCUUCACGACCACAUUCAUGGGCAUCAUGAUAGUGCUGCACUUUCUGUAGAAUUUCUGAACCACCCUAACUUGGAACAGAAUAUGGAGGGAAAUAAAACCGGCCCUCGUGCAUCCGGUGGACGAACGGGUUCUCCGGGUGUCAAAAAGCUCUUCA